Messenger RNA from Pseudopodoces humilis (Tibetan ground-tit), 1481 nucleotides. The record is from RefSeq and is a predicted model, not a curated record. NCBI's taxonomy places the organism in Eukaryota, Metazoa, Chordata, Aves, Passeriformes, Paridae.
AUGGGACUGGUCAAACUGGGGUGGGAUUGGUCAGGGGACCGGGCAGCCCAGUGCACCAGUAAGCUGGGCUCGUACCCGCGGCUGCGGGAGGAGACGGAGCGGAUCGUGAGCACGCACAUCCGGGAGCGCGAGGGGAGAACCAAGGAUCAGAUCCUGCUGCUGAUCGACAUCGAGCUCUCCUACAUCAACACCAACCACGAGGAUUUCAUCGGAUUCGCCAACUGUUUCACUGAGCAGCCCCCGGCCUCCGGCGCCCAGCAGCGGAACACCCAGACCAACAAGAAGAGAGCGAUCCCAAACCAGGGGGAGAUCCUGGUGAUCCGGAGGGGGUGGCUGACCAUCAACAACAUCAGCAUCAUGAAGGGAGGAUCCAAGGAAUAUUGGUUCGUGCUGACGGCAGAGUCGCUCUCCUGGUACAAGGAUGAGGAGGAAAAGGAGAAGAAGUACAUGCUCCCUUUGGAUAACCUGAAAAUCCGGGAUGUGGAGAAGGGAUUCAUGUCCAACAAACACGUCUUCGCCAUCUUCAACACCGAGCAGAGGAAUGUGUACAAGGAUCUGCGGCAGAUCGAGCUGGCCUGCGAUUCCCAGGAGGACGUGGACAGCUGGAAAGCCUCGUUCCUGCGGGCGGGGGUGUAUCCCGAGAAGGAUCAGACGGAGAGCGAGGAGGGGGCGCAGGAGAACACCUUCUCCAUGGAUCCGCAGCUGGAGCGGCAGGUGGAGACCAUCCGGAACCUGGUGGAUUCCUACGUGGGGAUCAUCAACAAAUCCAUCCGGGAUCUGAUGCCAAAGACCAUCAUGCACCUCAUGAUCAACAACACCAAGGAUUUCAUCCACUCGGAGCUCCUGGCUUUCCUGUACUCGUGCGGUGACCAGAACAGUCUGAUGGAGGAGUCGGCGGAACAGGCGCAGCGCCGCGACGAGAUGUUGCGCAUGUACCACGCGCUGCGCGAGGCGCUGGCCAUCAUCGGCGACAUCAGCACCAGUACAGUCAGCACGCCGGUACCGCCGCCCGUGGAUGACACCUGGCUACAGCCGGCGCACAGCCCCCCCGCCCAGCGCCGCCCGCCCUCGGCUCUGCUCCCCCCGGGCCGCCCCCCGUCCCUUCGGGCCCCGGGGCCGCCGCUGCUGCCCCUGCCCGGGGGGGCCCCGGCCGCGCCCCCCAUCCCAUCCCGCCUGGGCCCCUUCGGCAGCGCCAGCGAUCCCUUCCCGGCCCCGCCCCAGAUCCCAGCCCGGCCCGCGCGGAUCCCGCCCGGAAUCCCGCCCGGAGUGCCCAGGAGGCCCCCGGCGGCCCCGAGCCGCCCGACCAUCAUCCGCCCGGCCGAGCCCUCCCUGCUGGAUUAACGUGGGAUCCACUGGAUCACCCCCGGCCCUCCCCCGCGGGGACACGGGGACAGCCCGGCCCCGCCCCCCAGGGCUGAGCCUGAUCCCGAUCCCGAUCCUGGGGCUGAUCCCGGAUCCUGGGGCUGAUCCUGGUCCUGGGG